Pseudopodoces humilis (Tibetan ground-tit) is the source of this 759-nucleotide messenger RNA. RefSeq names its product homeobox C12 (gene HOXC12). Lineage: Eukaryota; Metazoa; Chordata; Aves; Passeriformes; Paridae. The record is from RefSeq and is a predicted model, not a curated record. Gene Ontology annotation, molecular function: sequence-specific double-stranded DNA binding; DNA-binding transcription factor activity, RNA polymerase II-specific. Gene Ontology annotation, biological process: regulation of DNA-templated transcription.
AUGGGCGAGCACAACCUGCUGAACCCCGGCUUCGUGGGGCCGCUCGUCAACAUCCACACGGGCGACGCCUUCUACUUCCCCAAUUUCCGCGCGUCCGGCGGCCAAAUCCCGGCCCUCCCAUCCCUGCCGUACCCGCGCCGGGACAAUUUCGGGUCCCUGCCCGCCUGGGCCCCCGGCGAGCCCUGCGCUCCCUACGCGCAGCCCUACCUGGGCUUCGGCCGCGCCUGCGAGCUCGCCCGCGCCGACGAGGGCAAGUGCUACUACCGGGAGGGCGACAAGGAGCGGGGCAGGGACGGGGCUCUGCUGCCGCUGGAGCCGCUGCCCGCCGCCGGCACUUUGGGGAAUAAUUUCGGCAAGUUCGAGUACCCCGGGCCCGAGGGGAUGGGCCAGGACCCCCCGUCCUGCCAGUCCCUGGAGUCCGACUCGGGAUCCUCGCUGCUCAACGAGGGCGGCAAAGGGGACGCGCCCGGCUUGGUGUCACCGCUGAACGCGGGGAGCGGAGCGCGGGCGGCUCUCGCAGGCGCUCCGUGGUACCCGAUGCACACGAGAUCCCGGAAAAAGCGCAAACCCUACUCCAAGCUGCAGCUGGCCGAGCUGGAAGGGGAAUUUUUGGUGAACGAAUUCAUCACGCGCCAGAGGCGGAGGGAGCUCUCGGACCGCCUGAACCUGAGCGAUCAGCAGGUGAAAAUCUGGUUCCAGAACCGCCGCAUGAAAAAGAAAAGACUCCUCCUCAGGGAGCAGGCGCUCUCCUUCUUCUAA